AUGAAAACAGGCCACACCCCGGCCGGCCGGGCCCGUGGUUCGCCGGUGCGCAGUCGCGCGCGCCCUGCCGCGCAUGAGCAGUGCCGUCCCGAGCCCGCCAGCCACGGUCUCCGGCGCCAGCGACGCCGUUGCCGCUGUCACUAUGGCCCAUUACAAAGCCGCCGACUCGAAGCGCGAGCAGUUCCGGAGGUACUUGGAGAAGUCGGGGGUGCUGGACACGCUGACCAAGGUGUUGGUAGCCUUAUAUGAAGAACCAGAGAAACCUAAUAGUGCUUUGGACUUUUUAAAGCAUCACUUAGGAGCUGCUACCCCAGAAAAUCCAGAGAUAGAGCUGCUUCGCCUAGAAUUGGCAGAAAUGAAAGAAAAAUAUGAAGCUAUUGUAGAAGAAAAUAAAAAACUGAAAACAAAGCUUGCUCAGUAUGAACCACCUCAGGAGGAGAAGCGUGCUGAAUAGGAUUCUUCUCAGUUGAAAAGACACUGAAAUGGCAGCUAGAGAGAUCUGUGAGACUUGGGAUGCACCUGCGGCGGGCUCCCCUGCAUCUGCUGUUCUGGUUUCUGUACUGCGGAAUAACUUGGAACAAGUAACUCAUCUUUGCCACCACUUUGCCUUAGAGAACUCUGUGUGUGCCAGCUGAACUCUGACACCACGUUUUCCUUCUAUGCAAUCAGUGCACUCUCUGAUACUGUUGCCUUGCUUUGCUCAGUGCCUCCUUGGGUCCCAGCUGCACACUGGCCUUUCUGUGUGUUUAGGAACAGCAGUUACGCUGAUUGUACUUGAUAGAACUUUAUACAGAUCACACUGUUCUCCUGCCUUACUGCAUUGUUUAACAUUGAGCACAACAACAGAGGGAAUAGAGAUUAGGGGUCCACACGCACAAGCUGAAAUGCAGAGGGAAAGGAGCCACACACUGUGGGUGUAAUCACAGUGCUCCCCCCACCUUCAUUUUUUCCCCUAACCUUGAAUUCAUUUUAUCUUCAUUAUCCCUGUGAAGUAGGUAGGGCAAACCUGAGAGGAGGUUGGGUGUUGAAAUUUUGGGCCAAAGACUGAUGUUGAUACAAAAUGUGCACUAACUGUAGAACUUGGGCACAUCAGUUUACUGUUGGGAGACACUGUCCUCAUCUGUCAAAUGAGAAGACUGUCUGUGCUGCCUACCUCACAGGGUUGUUGUGAGGGUCAAAUGAGAAUGUAUGUGAAAGAUUUGUAAAUGGUAAAGCACUGUAUUGUCUGUCAGUCCUUUUCUCCCCAAAGACCUGUAGUUAGAUGUUUGUUUCACUGCUCACGGAUAGACAUUUUAAAGAAGCUUUACUUCAUGUA
Ochotona princeps (American pika) is the source of this 1315-nucleotide messenger RNA. It is a transcript of the gene MYCBP, whose product is annotated as MYC binding protein. The record is from RefSeq and is a predicted model, not a curated record. NCBI's taxonomy places the organism in Eukaryota, Metazoa, Chordata, Mammalia, Lagomorpha, Ochotonidae. Gene Ontology annotation, molecular function: transcription coactivator activity. Gene Ontology annotation, cellular component: nucleus. The coding region runs from base 74 to 454 and encodes 126 amino acids. Gene Ontology annotation, biological process: regulation of DNA-templated transcription. The transcript is spliced from 6 exons.